Messenger RNA from Juglans regia (Persian walnut), 2975 nucleotides. RefSeq names its product glutamate receptor 2.9-like. NCBI's taxonomy places the organism in Eukaryota, Viridiplantae, Streptophyta, Magnoliopsida, Fagales, Juglandaceae. Gene Ontology annotation, cellular component: plasma membrane. The record is from RefSeq and is a predicted model, not a curated record. The coding region runs from base 135 to 2822 and encodes 895 amino acids. Gene Ontology annotation, molecular function: ligand-gated monoatomic ion channel activity; signaling receptor activity. The transcript has 5 exons.
UGCCUUUCCCACUCGUAACAGUUAGCGCCUUUCCCAGACCCUGGCCUUUCUUCUUCUUUUUCCCGGUAGUACUCGUGAUAUGUUGUCUUCUCUGUGCCUCCAUUAAUGGAGCUGAAGCCAACAACAAAACAGUGAUGAGUAUGGGUAUAAUCAUUGACGUUAAUACCCGUAUUGGAAAAGAAGAGAAAACAGCCAUGGAAAUUGCAGUUCAAAACUACAACACCAGUUCAAAGUCUCACCAAGUGUCUCUUCAUUUCCGGCAUGCUCUUAGAUCAGUCACUGCUGCUGAAGAGAUGAUUAGAGACCAAAAGGUAAAAGUGAUUAUAGGCAUGCAUAAAUGGCCGGAAGCAGCUCUAGUAGCCGAUGUUGGAAGGCAAGCUCGUGUUCCAGUCAUUUCGUUCGCAGCACCAGCCAUUAACCCGCCUCUAACGCCACUUAUUUGGCCUUUCUUGGUACAAAUGGCCAAAAAUGGUUCUGAACAGGUACAAUGCAUCGCAGAUAUUGUUCAUGCGUACAAUUGGCAAAGGGUCAUAGCGAUUUACGAAGAUGAAGGAUAUGGCAGUAACGCCGGCAUGUUAGCACUAUUAUCUGAGGCUCUACAAAAUGUUGGCUCGGAGAUUGAGUACCGUUUGGUUCUCCCACCAUUUUCUUCUGUGAAUGAUCCAGGAAGGGUUGUCCAAGAAGAGCUUAUUAAGCUACAUAAAACGCAAUCUCGGGUUUUUAUUGUCCUUGAUUCUUCAUUAGAGAUGGCAACUUAUUUGUUCAGAGAAGCUAAGCAGAUGGGACUCGUCGGGAGAGACUCAGCUUGGAUAAUCUCAGACAGCAUUACAAGUCUGCUGGACUCUGUCAACAACUCCGUUAUAUCAUCCAUGGAAGGCGCAAUAGGAAUCAAGACUUACUAUUCUGAGAUUGGCAAUUCCGAGUAUCGAGAUUUUUAUGCCCAUUUUCGGAAAAUAUUCAGAGCUGAAUAUCCAGAGGAAGAUAACUCCCACCCUGGAAUUUAUGCUCUGCGAGCAUAUGAUAGCCUUAGAGUUGUUACACAAGCGAUAGAGAGAAUGACCACUAACAGUACCAGUAGUCCAAACAUAUUGUUAGACAAUAUGUUAUUAAGCAAUUUCUCUGGUUUAAGUGGAAAAAUACAUUUUGAAGGAGGCCAGCUCUUAGACAGUUCUACACUGAGGAUUGUAAAUGUGAUUGGGAAGAGAUACAAAGAAAUAGACUUCUGGACACCAGAGUUUGGCUUCUCAUCGAUCAGCCCUUCUAUAGAAAAAGGUGAGGAGAAAAAUGGUCGUGGUAAUGUAGAUUCUAACUCGGCCAACACUUUGUCCGGUCCAGUAACUUGGCCAGGAAACUUGAAACGAACUCCAACAGGUUGGGAAAUGCCUACCGAUGCAAAGCCACUAAAAAUUGCAGUUCCUGGCAGAGCAACGUUUGAUAAAUUUGUGGAGGUUGCGUAUGGGGAGAAACCAAAUCCCAACAAAUAUGAUGGUUUCUGCAUCCAAGUUUUCCUUAGGGUGCGAGACCUUUUAGGGUAUCAUCUUCCUUUUGAAUUUGAAGCACACAAUGGGAGCUACAAUGAUCUAAUUUAUAGUGUCCAUAAUAAGACUUACGAUGCUGUAGUUGGCGACUUCACCAUACUAGCCGAGCGACUGCAAUACGUGGAUUUUACUCUUCCAUAUGCUGAGUCGAGUUUGGUAAUGAUGGUUCCAGAAAAACCUGAGUGGUCAGCGUUGAUGUUUACAGUGCCUUUCACCUGGGACCUGUGGGUUGUCACUGGUGCCAUGUUGAUCUACACAAUGCUCGUUGUUUGGUUCCUGGAGCGCCAAUCCAACCCAGAGUUUAGUGGCCCAUGGACGAGUCAGAUUAGCACUGCUCUUUGGUUUACAGUCUCCACUCUGUUCUUUGCUCAUAGGGAAAAAAUCCACAACAACUUCACACGAAUGAUUAUUGUAGUUUGGCUCUUUGUCGUCCUGAUUCUAACCUCGAGCUACACUGCUAGCCUGUCUUCAAUGCUCACCGUGCAACAGCUACAACCAACUGUUACAGACAUUGAGUGGUUGAAGAAAAACAACAUGAAAAUUGGUUGCAGUGACAAUUCGUUUGUAAGGAAAUACGUGGAGAAUGAGCUUACCUUCAGUUCAGAGAAUAUUGUGAACGUCAGCAAUGAAUACAUGUACCUUGAGGAAUUCCAAGGAAACAAUAUAGCUGCGGCUUUCCUCGAACUCCCGUAUGAGAAAGUUUUCCUCAAUAAGUACUGCAAGGGAUACACUGGCACCAUGCCUAUCAACAGAUACGGUGGAUUGGCCUUUGCCUUCCAGAAAGGGUCGCCGAUUGCCAAGGAUUUUUCUGAAGCCAUUCUAAAGCUGUCGGAGAGUGGAGAGUUGAAGUCACUAGAAGAUAAAUGGCUGACUCCAUCACAUGAGUGUUCAACCGACUUAACUUCCAGCAAACCUAAUAGCUUGAGACUCCAGAGCUUUUUGGUUCUUUAUCUAAUAUCGUUUACCACAUCUACCAUUUGUCUUCUGCUAUCCCUAAUUCGUUUGUCUGUAAGUCAUCGGCGACGUCAGGAUGCUUACGAAGGAAACAUUACUCCAGGUGAUGAGAGCAUUUGGAAGAAGGUGCUUAGACUCGAAAGGUACUUUCAUAUCCUUAUUAGAGGAAGAGAUGCGACUCCGACAGACACAGAUGAGAGCGCCUGGAAGAAGGCUGUAGAACUAAUAAGAAUAUUUCAUACCAAGAAUCUGGGAAGAGCUCCUACUCUGGCAGGCACAUCGAGUGCAGAAGAAGGCGCAUCGGACGUGAAUGAAUGCUCUUCGAGGUAGGAAUUCAUGUGCACUCCUGAUACUUUAGUGCACCGUCAAACCUCGCCUGAAGGCCAUGAACUCCAGAUCGUUUAAGCACAGAGUUUGAACUAUUCUUCGUCCCUAAACCUAUAUCGUCUCAGGCCAUAUACGUUGAUUUGACAUAUAAAUUGA